Molecule: messenger RNA, 2031 nt
Organism: Mycena indigotica
Lineage: Eukaryota; Fungi; Basidiomycota; Agaricomycetes; Agaricales; Mycenaceae
Exons: 5
Coding region: 1-2031 (676 amino acids)
Source: RefSeq, a predicted model, not a curated record
AUGCUCCUAACCUUGCCCCCGGAGCUCUACUUCUUCAUCUACAUCGAACUUGAAAUCACCGACACUUUAGCUCUUCAUUUGAACCAACAAUUCUCUCAGACAUGUCGCCUUUUACAAGGGCAUGGUCGCACCAAAGCCUUGUGGAUUCGAUUAUUGGAUCGUUCAUUCCACGGCGGCCCUAUACCGCCUUCGCUUAUAAACUACACCUCUUUCGAUGCCGCAACGCUCGAGACACUUGCUCGCAGGAUAUCGACCCUAUCUCGUCGCGAAGACUUGCCUCCAAUUGUUUCGCAUGCUUGGCGGACACAACUGCCUCGGGGAAUUCAAUGGGUUGGGCUUGCAGCUUCGAGAUGGCUUAUUGUCGCUUCAUCCGACCGCCAAAUUAGCACGCUGCAAUGCUGGGAUCUGACCUGCGCCUUCAAUGGGGACGAUCAUCCUGUCGCUCAAAUCUACCUCCCUGCCCAAGUGAAGACCGCAAAGUUGGAGGUGCAACGGUCAGGAAUAAUCCUGGCCCUUGGCUUAAUGAAUCCGUCCACGGCAUUAUAUGUUGUUUCCCUGAAAAGAAAAUCCGACCGCGUUGUCUUCGUCCACGAAUACAGUCUCAUCGGUUCAUCGCAUGUUCUUAUGCUUCACGAUGCUCUUGUUGGGUGUGCAAUCCGUGAAGCAUUGAAUGAGCCCCAUGUAGUCAACUGGAAAACUGGAACCAUUCUUGAUAUCGAACCCCCUCCUGGUGGUCUGGACAUUCUUAGCCGUCGUAGUGUACCACACUUCAUGACAAUGUGGACCGAAGAUACUCUUCUUAUCGUCCGUCUCGAUGGACUCGAAUUUUACCACCGUGAAGGCGAUAGAUUUUUCUUCCGUCAGCUCUUAAUCGUGGAUGAUGUCCAGGAAGUCACAGUUUGCAAGCAUUGCGACCCCUCGCACUUGCAGUUGGCUGUCCUCACGCAAUGUGACAUUCAGAUUUGGACUCUUCGUCAGGACAAUCAUGACAUAGUCCUGAACGGUAUCAAAAUUGAAUAUUUUAACCCAUACACUCUUGGAGGUUGUCCAAUUUUCCGCUUGAGAACGAGCCAGUCUGGCACCCGCGUCAUAUGGAUUUCAACAGUUCGCUGGGUCAGGUCUAGAGAUCGGCCCUCGUUGGCCAUCUUUCGGCUCUCCAAACAACCUCCUAACCCUUCUGACUCGACAUCAGCUCUGACCUGGAAAGACGACGAUGUUCACGCACCAGCGUUGUGGGCAUUUUGCAAUGUCGACUAUGACGAUAUACUGGGCUUAACUGUGAUUGGAAACCACUUUGGGGAGCUGGCUGUGUAUGACCAUGUGGGCGGCUACGCAAGACUCGUUGGCAGUUCUUUCGGGGCGGCCCCUGUUCUUGCAGCUCACAACACUGUCAUUUCUGAGGCACUAAACGAAUGCGUGAUUUCUAGUUCACCUUUCUAUCUCAACAUCCCAUUACCCGUCACUCGAGUGAUGACCCAUGCAGAGCUCAUGUCUUCCCGUGCAGCCAAAUGGGCCAAAGACAAACUUGAUCUCAACCCACAGUGUUGGAUGCGCACAGAUUUCACCCCCGACAAAGUGCUCGACGAGACCGAUCGAUUCCCUAAAUACGACGCAUGGGAAGGUCAACCCAGUGACAAUGCUUGGAUACUAUCGCACCUGUAUGGGUUUCCUGGCGAAGUGUUACCCCAAGCUUCCAGAAUUAUUGAGGGCCCACAUGAUUCAGAGGACGACGCCAUUCUUUUCCGCCUUUGCCCUAAUGGAUCCAAUGUUUCCCCAAACUCCUGGUCGUCGCGGUCAAUAGGGCGGUAUAUUUUUGCUGCCCCAGUACCUGGCUCAUACUAUGGGUUCUUUUUCUUGCCUCAAGACUUCCGUCCCUCAGGCAAUCUUUCGGUACGUGAAGCUUCUUGGUUGGGGGAGCAACUUCCUGUCAAGGUAGCUGCAUUCGGAGAAAGUAAUGCCUAUGGUCGAGGCCUGAAAGAAGAUCCAAAAUAUCAAAGUGUCAGUUGUUGGCAUGAAAUCUCGUGGAACUGA